Molecule: messenger RNA, 1747 nt
Organism: Salvia miltiorrhiza (redroot sage)
Lineage: Eukaryota; Viridiplantae; Streptophyta; Magnoliopsida; Lamiales; Lamiaceae
Product: persulfide dioxygenase ETHE1 homolog, mitochondrial-like
Exons: 9
Coding region: 662-1543 (293 amino acids)
Biological process (GO): hydrogen sulfide metabolic process; glutathione metabolic process
Molecular function (GO): sulfur dioxygenase activity
Source: RefSeq, a predicted model, not a curated record
CCCUCUCCUCUCAAUCGCCACCGCAAGGACCGACCGGUCCCGUCUUCUCCGCCAGCAGCUGCAAAAUGGAAAAUCAGCAGUAGCGCAGCAAGCCUCGAGAAGUUCACCUCUACAGUUGCAUCAGUUCGCCUCUCUGACCUCCGGGGCUCCGAGUUGGUGCCUUAGGGCUUCAAAUAUCCCCUUUUUUCUUCUCGUUCUUCUCCAUCCGCGAUUUUUGAAUUCUAUUGUAUUUAUCUGCUAUUCAAACUGUACCUAUUUGUGGGUUGGUGAAUUUUGAAUUUUUCUUUUUUUAUUUUGUUUAAAAGAAGGUUUAUUGAUAUAAUCCGAUUUGAAAACUGAAGUUCUAGUUGUUUAGAGUUAUGAUGAUGUUGGUUUCUGAAAAAUUGAGAUAGGAAAAUUUGUUGUGCAUCUUGUUGGUAUAGAAAUUGGUCGAUUAUUUUUCGCAAAUUUGUGAUUUUUGUGGUGUAUAAGAAGUGGAAGUGGAAAAAACUGCAUAAUUUAUCAGUAAAAAUAACUUCCUAAAAUGGCGCAUCCUCACCACGCACUUCGAGUGCAGAUAGGAUAACUGCAUAGUACUAUAUUGGAACGUGACAAACAUUGAUCAAUGUAAUCGCCCCCCAAUUCGGUAUUAAAUUGAAACCUCAUCUACCCCCAGCAAGAAAUGCUGUCCAAAUUCCAAUUAUUGAAAAUUUCAGCCACAUUUUCUGCUCCCACACUUCCAAAGAAGUCUUCUUUCCAGCAGAUUGUUACGUUCACGGCCAAGUUUGGAUCGCGAAUGGGGUCGGCUUCCUAUACGACGUCGUCCAAGUUGCUUUUCCGGCAGCUCUUUGAGAAGGAGUCGUCCACCUACACUUACCUUCUCGCUGAUGCUUCUCACCCGGAUAAACCAGCUCUGUUGGUAGACCCAGUAGACAAGACCGUGGAUAGGGAUGUUUCUCUUGUGAAAGAGUUGGGUUUGAAGCUUAUAUAUGCAAUCAACACUCAUGUACAUGCAGAUCAUGUCACUGGCACUGGCUUGCUUAAGAGUAAGGUUCCUGGAGUAAAAUCUAUCAUUUCAAAGGCAAGCAAUGCAAAAGCUGACCUUUUUGUUGAACCUGGCGACAAAAUCUAUUUUGGUGAUCUCUUUCUAGAGGUUCGUGCAACCCCAGGUCAUACGCAAGGAUGCGUUACUUAUGUCACAGGUGAUGGACCUGAUCAGCCUCAGCCAAGAAUGGCUUUUACUGGUGAUGCUUUAUUAAUUCGUGGAUGUGGUAGGACAGAUUUUCAGGGUGGAAGUUCUGAUCAGCUUUAUGAUUCAGUUCAUUCUCAGAUCUUUACAUUGCCAAAAGAUACAUUUGUGUAUCCUGCUCAUGACUACAAGGGAUUCUCUGCGAGUACUGUGGCAGAGGAGAUGCAUUAUAAUGCCCGCCUCACAAAAGAUAAGGAAACAUUUAAAAACAUAAUGGCAAAUUUGAAUUUGUCAUAUCCCAAAAUGAUAGACAUAGCAGUCCCUGCCAACAUGGUUUGUGGGUUGCAAGAUGUUGAAGCCGAAGUUGCCUCGUAAUCUUGGCGCGAAUUUGUGGAAAGAUGUUGAAAAGCCAAAGUCGCCUAUGCGCAAUAAAGUUGUGAGACUUGAACAUAAAAAUGCAGAUAUUGUGGUGGAAUAGAUAUGUAUUCAUAACAAUGGAAUGUCUAUUGCACAAGAUUUUUACCUUUUCAAAACACUAUUGAAGAAAAUAAUAACAACUUAUACAUGGAUAUUUAUGAA